CGUAAUUUUACUAUACCGUGUUUCGGUAUUUGUUUUGGAUUUUAGACUUGCUGCAGAUUAUAAUAAGAUAUGGAUAAAAUAUCUGACGUUAGCCUCGAAGAAUGUUCACAGUCGAAAUAUCUAAGGCCCUACAGACUAAGAUAUACACAGAAUGGUAUCGAAAAAACAUGGGACCUGAUGAAAGUGAACGACAGUCUGGCUAUCAUAGUUUAUAAUCCAUUUAGAAAGGUUUUAGUGUUUGUAAAACAGUUCAGAGCAGCACUGUAUUGGGCACAUGCUGAAAGUUAUCAAGAUAAUGGUGUUACUAAAAUAGACACUACUAAAUAUCCUGGCUCGCUUGGAUUAACACAUGAAUUAUGUGCUGGCCUGGUUGAUAAAGACUGCAAUAUAAAGGAAAUAGCACAACAGGAAUUACUGGAAGAACUGGGCUAUAAAGUACCAUUAUAUAAAAUAGAAAAGAUAACAAGUUACAGAUCUGGUAUUGGAAUUAGUGCUAGUAGACAGACGUUAUUUUAUGCCGAGGUAUCGGACGUGAUGAAGGUUGGUGAGGGAGGAGGUCUUGUGGAAGAAGGGGAGUUCAUAGAGACAGUAGAAAUACCGGUAGAUAAAGGAAAAUCUUUCAUUUAUGACGAAUCUAUAGCCAAACCAAUAUGGACUAUGUUUGCGUUACAAUGGUUUUAUGAUAAUAAAUAUAAAGUAGCAAAGGCAGCUGAGUAAACCUAAAAUACUUGUGGAUCACAAUUUUUUGAUUAAGUUCCUGACAAAGCAUCCUCGGUAUCCAAUAUGGACUAUGUUUGUGUUACAAUGGUUUUAUGAUUAUAAAUAUAAAGUAGCAAAGGCAGCUGAGUAAACUUAAAAUACUUGUGGGUCACAAUUUUUUGAUCCUCGGUAUCCCCAGUGGUCUCAUUCAGUUCCACUCCACUAUAGCCUGGGUUCAUACAUGGGGUAUUCACAUAUUCAAAUUAUCUUCCCUUGAUCGUAGCUUCAUUCUACAAACCAAUCAAAAACAGUUUAUAAACCAGUCUUAGCCUCAUUGUUUACGUUCACAACAAUAUGGCGGCUUUUUCGCUCGAUUAUGAAAAAAGUUUGCAAGAAAUUUAAUAUAAAAGAAGUGACGUGCACACCAAAAGAUGUUCUAAAACAUAUUUUGUAUGUGAAAGACGUUUUAAUGUCCGUCAAAACAGGCAGUGGCAAGUCGAUAUGCUAUCAAGCCUAUUGGUCGAUAAAAAAUGCACAAUCAUCAAGGGCAAAUAAUUUGAAUAUGUGUCUUCCCACAUGGAUGAAACCAGGGUAUAGUGGAGUAGAAUGGAAUGAGACCACUGGGAAUACUGUCCAUUGGUUAUGAAAAGUAAUAGCUGUUUCACUCAGAUUGAAUUAUUACAUCUUGGAUGUAAGCGUCAAUUUAUUAAUGUGGUAGCUAAAUUUACUUUAGUAGUGGGUUGUGGGGAAAGCAAAGAUGGUUUCAAGGGGUAUUUUUCAACUCUGUAAAUGUGCUUUCAAAAUAUUUAAAUAUUUCCUAAGUUAACAACUUCCAUUGUGAAGUUGUCAGUAUCCCUAUAAAGUUUUAAAGCUAAUCUCUGAGUUUGAUCUGUGUUUAUAAUUACAGAAUGUCAUAUAAUUUUAACAAUUAGUGGAUGUCAUCAUUUUCAGGAUGUCAGAUAGGAUAUUUCAUGAAUGGACAGUAUAUCAAAGGAACAAAAUUUAAAGGCCAUUUUCAAAUGAAAAUCCAUUAAUUCCUUUAGUUUCGAGUGCUAAAAUCUGUCACAAUAAACUACAUGUACCUGCAUUCUCCUGAUAAUAUUGUGUACACAUUAAUAGACAUAACAAUGAAACUAAAUUACAAAAAUGGAAUAUUUAGAAAUUUUUAAAUAAUUUUCUUACAUUUUAUAAAACAAUAUUACAUGUGUAUUGUUCUUGUUGCACUAUUCACAUUUUGAAAAAUUUACAGUGAUUCUUUACCAGGGCAUAGUAAAUGUUGAAAUCAAAAUGUUGCUACAUAUCUUACUGGUGUAUAUUACUGCUAUUGAAGGUGGUUUACCAAACUGUCAUCUAUGUUUUUAUUUUCGAAGAUUUCUUUUUUAUCAUACUUUUUGAUAUUUUUAUCUGUGUUACAUUUAAUAUCAUGAAUAAACGUUUUUCAUCAGAUUCAAUGUCAUCCAAAGUCUUCCACAUUGAAUACACACAUUAUUGUCAAUUUAAAUCAACAUAGAUGUUGUAAUCUUACCGGGAAUAGAUUGGCUUCUGAUAUCCAAUAUUUAAGACAAAAUAAAUAUUUUACCAUUG
Molecule: messenger RNA, 2283 nt
Organism: Patella vulgata (common limpet)
Lineage: Eukaryota; Metazoa; Mollusca; Gastropoda; Patellidae
Product: uridine diphosphate glucose pyrophosphatase NUDT14
Exons: 5
Coding region: 70-717 (215 amino acids)
Biological process (GO): ribose phosphate metabolic process; nucleoside phosphate metabolic process
Molecular function (GO): metal ion binding; UDP-sugar diphosphatase activity
Source: RefSeq, a predicted model, not a curated record